AUGUCUAUGUUCUUCAAAGCUCCUUUGGACAUCGAGAUUAGAUUGGAUAACGAGGACACACGGAAACAUGUCGAUGUUAAGACUCCGCAGGGACGGUUGGAGAAACUUCCUAUUUACAAAGAUGGAGAGUCUGUGAAGGGAACAGUUACAAUUAGAACCAGGGAAGGGAGGAAAGUUGAGCAUUUGGGCGUUCGGGUACAGUUGCUUGGGUCAAUUGAAACAAAUACAGAUAGCGUAGUUUCGGAUGACUUUUUGUCCAUGGCGACAGAAUUGGCAGCUCCAUCACAGUUGAUGCAUCCUGAAACAUAUCCAUUCGAGUUUAAGAAUGUCGAGAAACAAUACGAAAGUUAUAGAGGGAAAAAUGCCCGAUUGCACUAUUAUGUCAAGGUUACGGUGUCAAGAAAGUCAGCCACUGAAAUCACAAGAGAGAAGGAACUUUGGGUUUACCAGAUAACCGCGCCAGCCAACCAAUCUACCUCUGAACAGGGAACGGAUGCGAGAAAUAGCCAGAUUGCACAACCUACAACUGUCAAAAUGGAUGUAGGUAUUGAAGAUUGUUUACAUAUUGAGUUUGAGUACCUGAAGUCCCGUUUCUCUUUAAAAGAUGUGAUUGUGGGUAGAAUAUACUUCUUAUUAGUAAGAUUGAAAAUCAAGCAUAUGGAAUUAUCUUUAAUUCGGAGAGAAACUGUUGGAGCACCACCCAAUCAAAUUACAGAUAGCACUACCGUGGUAAGGUUCGAGAUCAUGGAUGGUGCACCUGUCAAGGGAGAAACAAUACCUAUACGUUUAUUCUUGGGUGGCUUUGACUUAACACCAACUUAUAAGGAUGUGAACAAAAAGUUCUCCUGCAGAACAUACUUAUCAUUGGUGCUAAUCGAUGAGGAUGCUAGACGUUACUUCAAACAGAGUGAGAUUAUCCUUUACAGAGACCUGUAA
Molecule: messenger RNA, 936 nt
Organism: Debaryomyces hansenii CBS767
Lineage: Eukaryota; Fungi; Ascomycota; Pichiomycetes; Serinales; Debaryomycetaceae
Gene: PEP8
Product: retromer subunit
Exons: 1
Coding region: 1-936 (311 amino acids)
Biological process (GO): intracellular protein transport; retrograde transport, endosome to Golgi
Cellular component (GO): retromer complex; endosome
Source: RefSeq, a predicted model, not a curated record